Molecule: messenger RNA, 240 nt
Organism: Toxoplasma gondii ME49
Lineage: Eukaryota; Apicomplexa; Conoidasida; Eucoccidiorida; Sarcocystidae
Exons: 2
Coding region: 1-240 (79 amino acids)
Source: RefSeq, a predicted model, not a curated record
AUGGGGAUGACAGUUUUUGGACAGCAGUUGAUACGCCCUCAACAAUGUACGAUGGGUGUUCGAUCCCGCAGAAACAUCUCACACGCGGUCCUACACACUGAUUAUGAGAAAGUAGGGACUGUAACAGACUGCAUUAGGAGACGUCUACUGUGGGCGUCUGGUAUUGAGAAUCUUGGCUCUGCUACGCGCUUCUUAUGUACAGGUGACAAGGGGCAACAGACGAUAAUUUCAAACCAGUGA